Drosophila rhopaloa is the source of this 967-nucleotide messenger RNA. RefSeq lists its product as uncharacterized. Lineage: Eukaryota; Metazoa; Arthropoda; Insecta; Diptera; Drosophilidae. The transcript has 3 exons. Bases 1 to 684 code for a protein of 227 amino acids. The record is from RefSeq and is a predicted model, not a curated record.
AUGAAUGGCCCGCCGAAAAAAGCCUCCUCCACUAGUCCGGACGUGGACGACCCUGACCAUGCCGUCCUGCUGAGGAGCCAUUGUUGGGGCGGCAGGUUGUCCUCGGCUACGAGGACAAGAUCUCCCUCGCUGAUGUUGGGCUGCUGCUGGUGUCACUUGCCCCGAAUUUGGAGGCCCAAGACAUAUUCCCGGGACCAUCGCCCCCAGAACAUUUGCCUGACUGACGAGACAAGCCGCCAUCGCCGCAAGCAGUUGAGACCCUCCUGGUCCGGGGUCCGGAGUGCUGGUGUGGCGAGUAGCGGCCCGCCUGUCAGAAUUCAAAAACGACCAGUUUUUUUCGUGGGUAGCCGUUAUGGCCGAUCAAGCGAAAUUACUGCAUCGGGAAGCACAGCAAAUACAGAAAGCUUAAAGUCCAGACGUAUUAUAGUUCCACGAAACGAUCGUUUUUUUCUUGGAUCCCGGUAUGGAAAGCGAAACGGAAAGCUUUUACUCAAUUACGAACAAAACAGACUAAGUAUGGCAUUGAGCAGAAAUUCUGGAGUUAAAGAGGAGAAUCAAGUUUCUAAUUUAAGUACCAGAACCCAUUAUACUUUGAUGUCGUGCACUUAUGUUGGUAUAAGUAACUACUACAGCUGCAUCGCCGUCCACCAGAAUUUUGGGCUAUGGGAUGAAAACACCAACUAAAUAUUUUGAGAAGGUUAUCGGAUAAACGAAAGAAGCAACCCAAACGAUGGAUGGAUCAAUAAUUUAAGUUUUUAGUGGCAUGCUCCUCUGGCGUCCAUAGAAGCUGUUCACUGGGGCUAAAAAUAAUUUUUAAGUGUUUAACAUUUAAAGUACUUAAAAAUAAUCAUUAACGACAACGAGAGAAAAUAGAAAUUAAAGCUCCAACUAAAGGCACUGUUUCAUACAUCAUUUGGCGUGCUUUGGGUUGAUCAAUUAAAAUGCUUUAAUUUGUUAAACAUUGUCA